AUGGAGAGCUUGCUGGAGGAGGUACACAAGGCCCAGGAGCAACACAACACAACGAAGAGUUCAAGACACCCAUUCACCAAAGAAGCGGCUCUUAUGUGGACUAAAGCCGUUAACAAGAUCAAUACUUUCAGCAAAGUCAUUGAUGUUCUUGUAUCGAGUCAUCCAGAGUACUCAGCACUCGUCUGGGGAUCCAUCAAGUUCCUGUUCCUGGUGACCUUGAGCCACCAAGAACUUGCGAGCAAGAUUUCUGACGCUUUCUGUGCCAUCAGUGAGGCCCUUCCAGAGGUAGAUUUCCUGGCUAUCGAGCUUUAUCCUGUUCCACACAUGCAGACCACCCUGGCGACCAUCUACACUCACAUCAUCGACUUUUGCGCCCGAGCUCUAAAGUGGUACAGCAAGACAACAGGGAACUUCAUUGGGAAAACAUUGGCGGCGAUAAAGGAUCCAUGGGCGCUGGAGUUUCAUGAUGUUGUGUGUCAAAUACAACGGACAACGGCCAGGAUACGAGAACAGGCGGCGGUUGCCCAUCAAGCCGAGACGAGAUAUGUCAGCUCUGUCAUUUCACAAGUACAGCAAGAGGUUGUUAAAUUACAAAAAGAGAAGGAGUUGUCUGUUUCUCCUCAUGGAGUCCUGCCUGGUAGUGCGACAAGUCCACCUCCGAGCCAGCCUUCAUUGCUCGGAACAGCCCCUCUUGUGAUCAAGAAGAUAGCCAAAUACUUCUUGUCUGUGCGGCUAAACCCCGAGAAUGCCCUCGUUCCAGGAACGACAUGGAGGGGCCGUCGACGGAAACGAGGAAACCCCGUCCCAGAUCAGCUUCUGGCAUCGUCUGCGAUUUUUCGCCUCCAGAUCGAGAACGAAAUGCUCAAGGAAGAACUCAAGGCUAUUAUGACAGCUCAACUCGCAUCCCCGGAGCAGGCUAUUUGUGAAGCAUCUGAAUCAGCUCAAGGUCCCAACCUCGCCAAGUUUGUGACGUUCCAUCAGGUGUCUUGUCACGAUAGCGGCACGCAGACAAGCUACUUGGAUCCUCCUCGCCUUUUUAGAGGCGGCACAGAAAAUGACCACUUCAGGGGAACCCACGAGGUCGGCCACAAGGAAACAUACCUGGAAAGUCACCCAGAAGUUUUUUUCGCGGUUGUCAGACACUAUGAAUGCGAUGGGCAUUUAAUUCGGUCGAUACUGACUAAGGAAGGACAGCCCGGGCCCCGUGGUCGGGUUCUUGUUCAAGAUCAUUACCCCAAGGAGCCUGAAGCGAAGGAAAUCAUGAUCGGUCCAGUUGCACAGGCUGGGCUAAAGGCAAUCAUAGAGGCGUUCCCCCACCGGUUUCCUGGUUUUGAUAAUUCUCCCGGAUUUCUGAAGACAGAGACUCCCUUUAUGGUAGAUCUACGCUUCCGCCGGCUUCCAAAGCCAUACCCCCUCUUUUACCUAUAUGGGAAAACACUGAUCGAAUCCCUCGGGGAGGUUGAUCUAGAUGACUUGACAAGAGAGUCGCUGUGGUUGUUGUGUCAGUGGAUGGAGGACAACUUCAGGAAAGAAUGGGAUGAGGCCGACGCUUUGUUUGCACGAGGAAAAGUCAACAGGAAACACUUCAUGACAUUAUUCCGGCCCGGCGAACUUCUGGUUCGUCAGGACCCUAAUGAAGGCAGGCCGUUGAGCGGUGCCAUUGUCCCUUGGUUCCCGUCCAACACAGAUAGGGCCGGUGUUAUCCAACUCCGCUGGGAAUUCAAUGGUAUCCUAAGGCAUACAUCUUCAGUCCUCGGGUUACCACCGGGGUACGGCUCGUUGUAUGACUCGGACGACAGGCUUCUGGAUAUCACUAGCCUUGAAUGUUAUCCGCUGAGAUUUGCAUCAGUGGAUAUCAAAGAAAAGCUCAUUGCCCGAGGGCAACGAUUCUGGGCAUGCAGACGGCGGAAACUCGUCUGCUACGACGAGCAUGGCGCAGACAGUGUCUUUCAAGCCGAGGGGCGAUUCAUGAUCGACUACGCAAUGUUUAAACGCUUACACCCUACCAAUAGUAUUUUCGAAGGACAUUCCGAUUAUACUUGGGCCAACGAUCAAUUUAUGGGGAUUGAGGAGCCUCCCGAGGAUUUCCUAUACUGUCUACCGCCGAAGAUCCACGGAUUUGAUUUCACUACCAAGGCCUGGAAGACCUUACAAGUGGACGACAUCACUGAUGUGACGUGGAACAAGAGGGCGUUCUCGCAGGUUGUUGUGCCCCCUGAGACCAAAGAGUUGAUCCUAGCCGCGGUGUCGGCUCAUGGGGAAAGGAAGAGCAUGGAUCUGGACAUCGUCCAGCGCAAAGGUCAGGGGCUCCUGGUCUUGCUUCACGGCGGGCCUGGGACUGGAAAGACUCUGACAGCAGAGAGUAUUGCUGAGGAACAGGAGAUGCCUUUGUACCGGGUGACGUGCGGCAAUAUCGGGACUGAGCCUGCCGAGGUGGAACGGUAUUUUGAUGGUGUUCUCGAGAUAGGGAGAGCCUGGGAUUGCGUGGUCCUUCUUGAUGAAGCAGACGUCUUUCUUGAAGAGAGGUCCUUUUCAGACCAGAAGCGAAAUGCCAUCAUUUCAAUCUUCCUCCGCAUCCUGGAGUACUAUGAUGGAAUCAUCAUCUUGACAACCAACCGCAUUGGGAGUUUCGAUGAAGCCUUCAAGUCACGCAUCCAGCUUGCCUUGGGCUACCCGGCACUUGGCGAGGAGGACAGAUUCAAGAUCUGGAGUAACUUUAUUCAGAUGCUGCAUCACACCAAGGUCCGCGUAGACAUGGAGGACCUGCAGAUGAACCUGCCCAAGCUGGCGCGAGUCGAGGUCAACGGGCGCGAGAUCCGCAACAUCAUCACCGUGGCGCGGGACCUGGCCAAGUUCCGAAAAGAGACGCUCCAAUAUCAGCACAUGCGGGACGCCCUAAGGUCAUCGCAGAAGUUCAGCGAGUACCUGAACCAGGUCAAGGGCGUCUCGGACGAUGACUGGGCGAGGGCGGACAAGCUCAGGUAG
Molecule: messenger RNA, 2985 nt
Organism: Fusarium falciforme
Lineage: Eukaryota; Fungi; Ascomycota; Sordariomycetes; Hypocreales; Nectriaceae
Product: AAA domain-containing protein
Exons: 8
Coding region: 1-2985 (994 amino acids)
Molecular function (GO): ATP hydrolysis activity; ATP binding
Source: RefSeq, a predicted model, not a curated record